CCCACAUUUUUUCUCCAUGCAUUCUCAACUCAUAGAAGCCCUCCAGGUAAACAAGGGGAUAUCACAUCUCUACGGUUUCAAAUUAAACAUGGCUUCUCCCAAAACCACAACCUCAAUUGCUUUGUUCUUCUGCCUUAACCUUCUCUUCUUUUCCCUUGUCACUGCUUGUGGCUCGUGUUCUCACCCUGUCACAAGGCCAAAACCAAGCCCGAGUUUUGGGGGUCAUCCUGGUCAUGGUGGAAGCCCUGGUUCCGGCAGUAGUCCUGGCUCCGGUGGAAGCCCCGGUUCCGGUGGUAGUCCUGGAGCAGGUGGAAGCCCAGGUUCCGGUGGUAGUCCUGGCUCCGGUGGAAGCCCAGGUUCCGGAGGUAGUCCUGGCUCUGGUGGAAGCCCAGGUUCCGGUGGUAGUCCUGGCUCUGGUGGAACUCCUGGUUCCGGUGGUAGUCCUGGCUCUGGUGGAACUCCUAGUCCCGGUUCAGGUGGCAAUAAUCCAGGCACAGGUGGAGGUACUUGUCCAAGAGAUGCUCUCAAGAUAGGUAUAUGUGCUAGAGUGCUUUCCCUAGUAAACGCAACUAUUGGUUCACCACCUGUUACUCCAUGUUGCACUCUGAUUCAAGGGCUAGCUGAUCUUGAAGCUGCUAUUUGUCUUUGCACUGCAAUAAGAGCAAGUAUUCUAGGCCUUAAUAUAAACCUCCCAAUUAAUCUCAGCUUGCUACUUAACGUUUGUAGCAGAAACAGUCCUCGUGAAUUCGAAUGUCCCUAAAGUUGCUCUUAAUUAGAAAUCUCAAAAGGGAAAAAUGAAAGCUGUUUUCAUUAUGCAUGUCUUUGGUUUGCUUGUUUUGAAAUUAUAAUUAAAAGUCGUAGUGUAUGUGUUUUGCAUGCCUUUUCCUUUGUAUUAAUAAUGUAUGUCUGAUCCCUACAUGAGAUUUUGAGUCUUCGUAUCUUAUAAUUAUUAAUCAAAUAUAUUGGGCUCUUGAAAAUA
Messenger RNA from Cucumis sativus (cucumber), 979 nucleotides. Its product is annotated as pEARLI1-like lipid transfer protein 3. The transcript has a single exon. The record is from RefSeq and is a predicted model, not a curated record. Bases 17 to 760 code for a protein of 247 amino acids. NCBI's taxonomy places the organism in Eukaryota, Viridiplantae, Streptophyta, Magnoliopsida, Cucurbitales, Cucurbitaceae.